ACUUUGCAAUCUGUCAUCAUUGGAGCAUCUUGAUUUGAGUUGGAUCAACCUUGGUCAAAAUAACAAUUUUGUUAAGGUACUCAACAUGCUUCCUUCUUUAUCAGUGUUGCGUUUGUCAUCGUGUGCACUUAACAACGUUUUCUUUGCCCAAUUCCUGCAUAAAUUCAACAUUCCUUCCACAUGUCCAGUACUUGGAUCUUAGUUCGAACAUCACUUUUGGAGAAACUCCUUGCUUUCUCCAAAAUAUGACUUCACUAAGGUUUGUUGAUCUUUCAUGGAAUCAUUAUGAGUCUUCGCCCUUACAUUUUCUUAGAUUAAGCAAUCUUGUUGAUCUCAACCUUGCAGCAAACAAUCUUGACCAUCCUUCUGUUUGGAUUUCCAAAUUCAUGUCCGGAUGUCUGAGUCAAAACUUACAGAUUCUAAAUUUGGGCUACAACAAAUUUAGUGGUGAGUUACCUAAAGAGUUGGACAAAGUAAAGAAAAUAACAUACUUUGAUGUUAGCGGAUCAAAUAUUAGCGGUCAAAUUCCUGAAUCUCUUGGGAAUUUGUCAUGCUUGAGAGAUAUGUAUAUGUUACGGAACAAGUUAGUUGGCCCCAUCCCAUCAUCCUUUGAAAAUUUGAAGGCAUUGAGAGUGUUGGAUCUUUCUAUCAAUCAAUUAAGGGGCGAAAUUCCAAAUAUUUUGGGACAACUAUCGAAUCUUGAGAGGUUGGACAUUUCAUACAACUUGUUCAACGGACCAAUUUCUGAGGUUCACUUUGCCAAACUCUCGAAAUUAGAAGAGCUCGGUCUAUCCAACAACUUAAUCAAUUUUAAGUUUGGAUACGACUGGGUGCCCCCUUUUCAAUUGAAGUCUCUCAGAAUGUUUUCCUACAUUGGAGGUCAGAUUCCACCAUCGCUUCAAUACCAGAAAGCAUUGAGUCAGCUAGAUUUAUCCAGCUGCAGCAUUUCAGGAUAUCUACCCAAGUGGCUUGGCAACAUGAAUUUGGUGUGGUUGGACCUAUCUAAGAACCAGAUAAAUGGAACUAUCCCAAAGUGGCUUGGCAACAUGGAUUUGGUGGGGUUGGACCUAUCAAAGAACCAUAUUUAUGGAACAAUUCCGAAGCUUCCUUCCAGAUUGAACAGCUUACUUCUUUCAGAGAACAUAAUAAAUCACCUUCCGAGCGACAUUGAUCACCGACUACCUUCUCUAGUAAAUUUGUUCUUGGCCCGUAACUCCAUCAAUGGCUCACUGCCUGAUUCAUUGUGCAAUAUGAGCCGUUUGUGUGUUUUAGAUCUCUCCAAGAAUGGUCUUUCUGGAAAUGUGGCAGAUUGUUGGCAACAUAGUUAUUUAUCAUUUUUAGAUUUGUCAUCCAAUGAGCUUUCAGGCAUAAUUCCGGAAUCCAUUGGAGCUGCUCACUCCUUGACAUGGCUGCGCUUGAACAACAACAGUUUCAUAGGACAGAUUCCCUCCACUUUGCAGAACUGUACCUUUUUAGAAGCGCUGGAUGUUGGAGAAAAUAUGUUGGGGUGAUACCUGAUGCACUUUGUCAAGCCACUCGUCUUCAAAUCCUAGACCAUGGAAACAACAACUUGACUGGGUUUAUCCCGCAUUGUGUUGGAAAUUUCUCAGGCAUGAUUGAAAAGCGUGUUCUACUUUCUUUCUAUGGAGAUCCCUUGCAUCAAGUGUUGAAAGGAAUAGAGAUGGAAUACUCCCAAGGAUUUAUCGGAUGUUGUUAAUUUUGAUCUUUCUUGCAACAAUCUUGUCGGAGAAAUUCCUUCAGAGUUGAUGGUCCUUCGCAACUUACGUGGUCUCAAUUUGUCACAUAAUUCCUUAGGUAGAGAAAUUCCAUCAAAGAUUGGAGACUUGACUUCUCUGGAAUCUCUUGAUCUUUCAAACAACAAUUUGGUCAGGAGAAUCCCCAACAGUCCAUCAAAUUUAUAUUGUUUGAGCCACCUGAACUUGUUCAACAAUAAUCUGUCGGGACCAAUUCCCACUGGAAGUCAACUGCAAACUCUCGAAGAACCUUCAAGUUACGAGGGCAAUCCCCAACUCUGUGGAGCUCCCCUGCCGAAGAGAUGUCCCAGCCAUGAACCACCAAAGGACUCCAAUACUGAAGAUGAUGCUGCAGAUGAUGGGGAUUCAAUGGAUAAACUAUGGUUUUGUGUAUUUGUUGUUGGUGGAUUUGGCAUAGGAUUUUGGGGGUUUGUUGGAUUUUUGGUCUUCAAAAGGAGUUUCAGACAGGCUUACUUUCAUUGUACAGAUGAGAUGGGCAGCAAGAUACUUCUUGCUGGGGCAUUAUUUGCUCAGAGAUUCUCAGUUUCGCAUUGUGGCGCGUGGGCUCUAGCUUGAAGAACGCGAGACUAUCAAUGUUAUUUGUAAUAAAAUUUGUACAUUAAUCUUGAACAGAGAUUCGAUGGAUAUUCAUUAGUGCUGUUAAGUGACACAAGAAUGAGAAGCCAGUCAUAUGCAAGUUGAAUGAGUGAGUACUAAACACAUCAGAAAAUGCUACAUGACACAAGGUGAUGGGCAUACCACAUUGCUGGCUGCUUCAGCUCCAGCAACAUCAAAGUCCAAUUCAAUUUCAAUCUCAAUCAUCGAAGAUAUCUGGAAUUAUUACGGAUAAGAAAAUAAUAAUGUACUCUAGCGUAGCUUUAUUAAGAAUUAUUACUCGAGCAUAGCUUA
Messenger RNA from Andrographis paniculata, 2663 nucleotides. RefSeq names its product receptor-like protein EIX2. The coding region runs from base 246 to 1511 and encodes 421 amino acids. Gene Ontology annotation, molecular function: protein binding. NCBI's taxonomy places the organism in Eukaryota, Viridiplantae, Streptophyta, Magnoliopsida, Lamiales, Acanthaceae. The record is from RefSeq and is a predicted model, not a curated record. The transcript is spliced from 5 exons.